CGACGAAGGAGGAGGGAGAAGAAGAAGAAGAAGAAGCUUCUCUUUUGACCCCUCAAAAAGAGGAAUUUUCGCAGGCGGAUCUUACAUCUGUUCCGAAUCUAAUCUCUUUGAGGGAGAGUGAAUCAAAACAAUGGGUUUGUGGGAAGCUUUUCUCAAUUGGCUUCGUAGCCUCUUCUUCAAGCAAGAAAUGGAACUUUCUUUGAUAGGGCUUCAAAAUGCUGGAAAGACAUCUCUUGUCAAUGUUGUUGCAACUGGUGGAUAUAGUGAAGACAUGAUUCCUACGGUGGGUUUUAACAUGAGGAAAGUGACAAAAGGGAAUGUUACUAUCAAGCUAUGGGAUCUUGGUGGUCAACCGCGGUUCCGCAGCAUGUGGGAACGUUACUGCCGUGCUGUUUCCGCCAUUGUGUAUGUAGUUGAUGCUGCAGAUCCUGACAACCUAAGUGUCUCCAAAAGUGAACUCCAUGAUUUGUUGAGCAAGUCUUCCCUUAACGGUAUCCCUCUUCUGGUUCUUGGGAACAAGAUCGACAAACCUGGAGCUCUGUCUAAAGAAGACUUAACCCACGAAAUGGAGCUUCAGUCGCUUACAGAUAGAGAAGUUUGCUGUUUCAUGAUAUCUUGCAAGAACUCUACCAACAUUGAUCAGGUCAUUGAUUGGCUGGUUAAGCAUUCAAAAUCGAAGAACUAAACUUCACCAAGAAACACAUCCUCUCUUCUUGCUCUUCUUAGUCUUCUUGUUUUGUGUGCCUCCUUGACAAUGAUUAUGGUUGAAGAUGAUUCUUUUGUGUAAAACAAGAGUUUGUCUCUGUUUCUUGUCUCUGCUGCUGGUCCAGUCUUGUCUCUGUAUAUUUAGAUGUGGAUUGUAUUCUAUUCUAAAGCAUUUGCAAUUUUGGAAACACAAAACACAAAAAUGGUUCAAAGGCUUUAUUUGUUUCUCUUCAAACCAGUUUCUAAACGGUCACGAGAAACAUGAAGGUAAAGUUACCACAACAACAGAGAAACAGA
Messenger RNA from Eruca vesicaria subsp. sativa (arugula), 1002 nucleotides. Lineage: Eukaryota; Viridiplantae; Streptophyta; Magnoliopsida; Brassicales; Brassicaceae. The record is from the annotation of a GenBank genome assembly.